This is a messenger RNA of Miscanthus lutarioriparius, 627 nucleotides long. Lineage: Eukaryota; Viridiplantae; Streptophyta; Magnoliopsida; Poales; Poaceae. The record is from the annotation of a GenBank genome assembly.
AUGGCCAACUACCGCUACCCAAAUCUGACAAUAAUCAACGAAUCAGACCUCCACGACGCCAACCCAAAUUUCUUCAGCAAUGCAGUAAUAGCAAAAGUUCCAUUGCCAGCCACAGAUGCAGUGGACAUCGACGUACAACAUAUAUCAAAGUAUGGUGUUGACUACUUCAUACGAGCACACUCAUCGGAUGCAAGUGCCCGCAUGCUUGUCAGAGGCUUCGCUAAUGUUUCCAUCUACACACUGACACUCAUGCCAUGGACCCCAGGCUACGGUUCCACAACGGUGCCUCUGCACACUCAGGGAAUUUGCACCAUCCGAAACAUAACAUUUACAGCCGCAACAUUAAUGUACUGGGUCUCCGUCUAUGGACAAGAUAUGCUUGUCCCCAGCAUAGCACACAUAGGUGCCAAGAAAACAACUCAGCAUGGUGAUCUCCUAAACAUUUUGCCGCUAUGGUACGAAACAUACACAGAAGAAAUGCUUGGGAGAAUGUCCCCGCCAGAAGAAAGAGCAUCUCAACGCCGAGGAUCAUCAGAUCUGGGUACCGCGCACCGAGAGGAAGUCCGCGAGCAAUACUACGCCUACGCAGGUUACGACGACGAGGCAACCUCCCGGCCACGAGGUUAG